Molecule: messenger RNA, 4462 nt
Organism: Canis lupus familiaris (dog)
Lineage: Eukaryota; Metazoa; Chordata; Mammalia; Carnivora; Canidae
Gene: NKAP
Product: NFKB activating protein
Exons: 9
Coding region: 150-1415 (421 amino acids)
Biological process (GO): negative regulation of DNA-templated transcription
Cellular component (GO): nucleus
Molecular function (GO): chromatin binding
Source: RefSeq, a predicted model, not a curated record
UUUGCCGACGUACCCGGAACUGUUUCCAAGGUUUCCCCAGGUUAGGGUGGCGGCGCCACGGCGGGUCUGGGGACCUAAACCAACCGAGAUCUCCCGAGGCUCGCGAGAGCGCCCGCUUCUCUAGCGGCUUAGGGGACCCAGUGCCUGUGAUGGCUCCAGUGUCGGGUUCCCGCAGCCCAGAGAGGGAGGCCUCGGGCUCCGGGUCGAAGCGUCGCAGCUCGUCAAAGAGCCCUAAGCCCAGCAGAUCCGCCCGCUCCCCGCGGGGCCGCCGCUCGCGCUCGAGCUCUCGCUCGCACUCCUGCUCUCGCUCUGGGGACCGGAAUGGUCUCAGCCAUCAGCUGGGUGGCUUCAGCCAAGGGUCCCGAAACCAGUCCUACCGAUCCCGCUCCCGAUCCCGCUCCCGGGAGCGGCCCUCUGCGCCGCGGGGUAACCCCUUCUUUUCUGCCUCCUCGACUGCGUAUUAUGGCGGCUACUCGCGUCCCUACGGAAGUGACAAGCCGUGGCCUAGCCUUCUGGACAAGGAGAGGGAGGAGAGCCUGCGGCAGAAGAGAUUAAGUGAGAGAGAAAGGAUUGGAGAAUUGGGAGCUCCUGAAGUAUGGGGACUUUCUCCAAAGAAUCCAGAACCAGACUCUGAUGAACACACACCAGUAGAGGAUGAUGAGCCAAAGAAAAGCAGCACUUCAGCUUCUACUUCAGAAGAAGAAAAGAAGAAGAAGAAGAAGUCUGGUCAUUCGAAAGAAAGGUCCAAGAAAAGGAGAAAGAAAAAAUCCUCUAAAAGAAAACACAAGAAGUAUUCCGAUGACAGUGACAGUGACUCUGACUCUGACACAGACUCCAGUGAUGAAGAUACAAAAAGAAGAUCAAAGAAAGCCAAGAAAAAGGAAAAGAAGAAGAAACAUAGAUCGAAGAAAUACAAGAAAAAGAAAUCUAAGAAGAGUAGAAAAGAUUCCAGUGAUUCAAGCUCUAAAGAUUCCCAGGAAGAGUUUCUGGAGAAUCCCUGGAAGGAUCGAUCAAAGCCUGAAGAACCCUCAGAUUUAAUUGGCCCAGAGGCUCCAAAAACACUUGCCUCUCAGGAUGAUAAACCUUUGAACUAUGGCCAUGCUCUGUUACCUGGUGAGGGUGCAGCUAUGGCUGAAUAUGUAAAAGCUGGGAAACGUAUCCCAAGAAGAGGUGAAAUUGGCUUGACAAGUGAAGAAAUUGCAUCAUUUGAAUGCUCGGGUUAUGUAAUGAGUGGUAGCAGGCAUCGCCGAAUGGAGGCCGUGCGACUGCGGAAAGAGAACCAGAUCUAUAGUGCUGAUGAGAAGAGAGCCCUGGCGUCCUUUAACCAAGAAGAGAGGCGAAAGAGAGAAAACAAGAUUCUGGCCAGUUUUCGAGAGAUGGUAUACAGAAAAACUAAAGGGAAAGAUGACAAAUAAGGAUUUUCUGAUUGUUAAGCAGACAUUUUUAACAACAAAAAAAGUCUGGGUUCUAUAUAUACAUACAAAAAGAUUAUGACCUGAAAAAGCUUUACAGUGCUACUGUGCCUUCUAUUUAAUUCUUUCAGUCCUUCAAUAAAAAGCUGCUUAUUGAUAUAAUUUUAGCAAGUUCUUUGGGUUAUUUUUGGAUUGAUCAUAAUAACUUUCUGGUUUAAAAAUCCAAAUUAUGAAUGAAAUCUUAUUGUACUUGGGGAGGUGGCAUUGAGAGAAAGUGUCAGUAAGAUAAGAAACUUAACUCUCAUACCAUGGGACAGUGCUACUAUUAGCUCUACAUGAUGCCCGUCCCCCACCCCCACCCCAACUGAACUUGUGGGAAAUUAUCAUUCCUCUGUGUUGAAUGUGUUAUAAAUGGACUUGAUAGAAACAUACAGGAGGCCACUUUUGUUAACAAGAUGGAGGCAUUGCUGAAAAAGCAAAUCUGGAAUUUGAAUAUUAACUUGUGUAACAUAUAGUCUGCCCUGGAAGUAUUUUGGUUUUUGUCCCUACCUCUACCCCAAAUCCAACAAAGAAGCCAAAAAACAAACUAACCCACGGACUUACUGAGUUGAAAAUGUGAACGUUAGUGUUUUAAAUUCUUAAAAGGUUACUUAGAAAUGGUUCUUCAAAUAUAAAAUAUUUGGAAGUGCACUGUUGUGCCAAUGUAAGUACAUUAUUUCCAUCUAAGCUAUGCCUAGAUGAUUAUUUGAAUACUGGAAAUGAGUGGGAGUCAACUAUGGUUAGGAGUUUAAUAGGGCAAAAUAUAUUGAAGCAUUGGUUUUAAUUUAGUCAUUUUAUAAAGGAUGAAACUAGAAUUAUAUUAAACAUAUUUUAAGUCUGUCCUUUAUGUAAUAAGCAUAUUUCAUUUUAAAUAUUGUUAAACGUUUCAGUUUAUUUUUUACAUCUGUCCUUCAGUUCAACUUUGUAUAGAACCCCUCACUUUAUCACUUUUUUAUGGCUACUAUUGACUUUUAAUUUUGUGAGAAAUGGAAAAUUCUGGGACUAGCAGUUCUCAUGAUCUUUUUUCUUCCAUUAUUUUGUUCAGUUUGAGUUGUUAGGUCACAAGAGGGAAGGGAAAGGGGACAGUGGAAGUUUUGGCUGUUUUUGUUAAAAGUUAUUUUGAGCUGUGUUAUUAUGUGUCUAGAAUAAAUCUAAGUGACCUGGGGGAUGGAGAAGUUCUAACUCUGUGAUUAUAAAAUGCCCUCUUUACUUGUAAUAGUUUAAAGUGUUUUUUUCCCCAACAUUUUAAAAUAAAGCAAUCAUAUUUCAAAGUAUAGAUAAAAAGUUUUACUAUUUAACGUAUGUUCUAGGAAAGUGUCUACCUUUAACCCACAGCUAAGGUACUAAAUCAUUUGGCAUGUAGCAACAUUUAUGACCCCUGAAUCUGAAGUGAUUCCUGUUUAUCAUCGUUGCUGCCUAACCUGAUAAAUCUCAUUUCCAAAAGGUAAAGGGAAGCCAGGUUCCAAAUUUAUGAGUUGUAAUCCGUCUACUUCCCUGUGUGAUAAAACCUAAAUUUACAAUCCCUAUUUAAGAAUUUUGUUCUCUAAGAACACUAUUUUUUGUACUGGUUCCUGGAAACUGAAUGAGUUUGCACUCUUAUUUUCAGUAGGCAAAGCAGUGUAAACUCGGUGAUAAAGGAUUCUUGUGGGUUUUUAUUGGAUUCUCCUGUCUCCUCCACAGAGUAGAUACUCAACAAAUGCUUGUCGAGUAAAUGAAAGGAAACAUUAACGUAUUUUAGAACUUUGUCAUUUCUUUCAUCAAGGUUUGUUCAGGAAAGAUCGGCCAAAGAGCAGCUUCAGUAGCAUGUUCUUUGGAAAAGAGGAGGGAAGAAUAAAAGGGCUAAAAGUUUUUUAUUUUGAGCUCAUGAGAGGUACUGCUGCAAAUUGUGUUUAAUCAUCUGAGCCAUAAGUCCAAUAGGAGGACUAUUAUAUUUGAAAUGUAUUUUUUUUUCUUCAGGAAGACUUAUCUAGUUUCCCACCUCCUUGCCUGUUGUUCUGAUAAGAUUGCCCCUCCUUUUAUGUUUAUUGCACAAAUGUAACAGAAGAAGGAAAAAUUAGGGAUCCCUGGGUGGCGCAGUGGUUUGGCGCCUGCCUUUGGCCCAGGGCACCAUUCCUGGAGACCCGGGAUCGAAUCCCACGUCGGGCUCCCGGUGCAUGGAGCCUGCUUCUCCCUCUGCCUGUGUCUCUGCCUCUCUCUCUCUCUGUGUGUGUGACUAUCAUAAAUUAAAAAAAAAAAGAAAGAAAAAUUACCCAGUCUUCCCACAUCAAUUGUCUUUAGUAUUCUGUGUUCCCUUCCAGUGCUUGUCUGCAUAAAUAUGUAUUCUGACAUACAUGUAAGUAAUCACUCCUAAUGUAAUCCUGUCUUUGGUGUUUUAAACCUUUGCAGUCAGGUAAGACAGCCCCACAGGGAUGAUAGGAACAAGCAAUGAUCUGGUGUGAGGAUGGGAGGAAGACCAGAAAGAAGUAAGGGUGGCAACCAGACCUUCCCUGUUUUAUUGCCUCCUGUCUUCAAGCCAGCCUGCUGCCGUCAGGUUGUGAUGCUGUGUUGUGGUAGGCAGCACGCCCAGUUUCAGAGUAUCAGCAUAUAUUAUUUAACAGUGAAGCUUAACUCACAGUAAGUGAAAGGGUCUCUGAGCAGGGAAAUCCUUAGACUGGUUAUAUUAUGAGCUGUAGAACUGUUGCCAGUUUUCUUUUCCUCAGUUAUGCCCGAAAGAGGUGUGUCUGGACUAGAAAAUUAGGCUCAAAUGGGGGAACAGGCAGCCAAGUAUCACUCUCAGUUUGGUCUGAUGGAUGAAUUUUAGCAAAUCUCUAAACUUGGCUUCUGUACCUGUAAGACUCUAAGUGAUGUAGACAGUGGUGGGAAAAAACAUUUAGAAAUGGAAAAUAACUUACUGGUUACUCUGCUAAUGUGAUGGAAGUUGCCAAAUGGAAAAUGAAUGCAAAAAAAAAAAUACAGCUGGAUUGUUUGCCACAAAUUUAUUAUCCAAUAAAUAUUCUGUGGUUUGAUGUGCA